Messenger RNA from Cucumis sativus (cucumber), 2312 nucleotides. Its product is annotated as (R)-mandelonitrile lyase 1-like. The record is from RefSeq and is a predicted model, not a curated record. Lineage: Eukaryota; Viridiplantae; Streptophyta; Magnoliopsida; Cucurbitales; Cucurbitaceae. The transcript has 4 exons. The coding region runs from base 64 to 1692 and encodes 542 amino acids. Gene Ontology annotation, molecular function: flavin adenine dinucleotide binding; oxidoreductase activity, acting on CH-OH group of donors.
AAACACCACCACAUAUAGUUGCAAAGUGGAUAAAGAAAAGAAAAAGGAAAUAAAAAUACUAGCAUGAAGAACUCUAUGGCUAACCAGAUUCUCCUCUUCACUCUCAUCUCCAUCUUUCAAUUAGGACUCAUCGCCUCCCACACCAUCCCUAAUCAAGAUACUAGUUACAUGAAGUUUGUAUAUGAGGCAAGUGAGUUACAAGAAAGUGAAGAAUAUGAUUACAUAAUAAUAGGAGGAGGAACAGCAGGAUGUCCAUUAGCUGCAACAUUAUCAUCUAAAUUUUCAGUUCUCCUUCUUGAAAGAGGCAAUGACCCUAACAAAUAUCCCUCAGUGUUAAAUGAACAAGGCCUAUUGAAUGCUUUUGUUGCAGAAGAUGAUGGCCAAAAUCCCUUCCAACAUUUCAUCUCUGAGGAUGGUGUAGAGAACUUAAGAGGGCGUGUUCUCGGCGGUGGUAGCAUGAUCAAUGCCGGGUUUUACUCGAGGGGUCAUCGUGACUUCUUUGAAACUGCCGGUGUGGAUUGGGACAGGGAAUUGGUGGAGAAGGCUUAUGAAUGGGUUGAAGAAACUGUGGUAUCUAAGCCGAGUUUGAGUCCAUGGCAAGCUGCUUUUAGAAGUGCAUUAUUGGAAGGUGGCGUUGGCCAUGAUAAGGGGUUUGAUUUGAGGCACCUUGUGGGGACUAAAACUGGAGGAUCUAUCUUUGAUAACAAAGGAAACAGACAUGGAGCUGUAGAACUUCUCAACAAAGGUGAACCUAAAAACCUUAAAGUUGCAACUCAGGCCACAGUCCAAAGAAUCAUCUUCACUGGUUUAUCAGCAAGUGGGGUUUCAUAUUCUGAUUCAAAAGGAAAGUUGCAUACAGCAUUCAUUCGUAAAAAAGGAGAGAUCAUACUAAGUGCAGGAGCCAUUGGAAGUCCUCAACUUCUCCUGCUAAGUGGGGUUGGCCCAAAAUCUUAUCUUUCAUCCUUAAGACUACCUGUCGUCCUCGAUCAACCACACGUCGGGGAAUUUAUGUCCGAUAAUCCCCGUUUCAGUCCGACCAUCGUUCUUCCAUUCCAACUAGUUUCUUCAUCUGCACAAGUAGUUGGAACAUUAGACCACAAUAUCCACUUGCAAUCUUUUGCUAGCCCUUUACCAUUUUUUGCUCCACCAUCGUUUAGCCUUCUUCCUCCUCAAUUCACUUCAAUUGUCCCUAGCUUAGCCAUAUUUGUUGGUAAAUUCUCUGAUGUUCAUUCUGAAGGCUCACUUCGUUUGAAUUCCUCCAUUGAUGUGAAGGAGAGUCCCAUUGUUAGAUUCAAUUAUUAUUCACAUCCUGAUGAUCUUGCUCGAUGUGUUAGAGGAGUAAGAAAAGUAGGGGAUUUGCUUAAAACUCCAACCAUGGAAAAGAUUAAGACUCAAGACUUAGAGGGUAAUAAAAGAUUUCAGUUUUUGGGGCUUUCUUUGCCAGAAAAUUUGUUGAAUGAUACCGCUGUUGAAGAAUAUUGUCAAAAAACAGUGACUACUUAUUGGCAUUAUCAUGGAGGAUGUUUGGUGGGAAAAGUAGUUGAUGAUAACCACAAAGUGAUCGGAAUUGACAAUUUACGUGUAGUUGAUGGCUCCACUUUCUCUGUCUCACCGGGAACUAAUCCUAUGGCCACCCUCAUGAUGCUCGGCCGGUAUGUUGGCCUCAAGCUACUGCAACAAAGAUCAAGUUAAAGAGUGCAAACUAUGACAGACCAUUUUGUGUAGCAAUUUUGGUUGUGGGUUAUAUGUAUCUUCACUUUAAUUAAUUGUUAUUAUUAUUAAAUUUCUAUCCAUUACUCUCAAUGAUUUAAUUUAAAAUUUUACUAUAUUUUGAAUAGUUUUAUUAUUUGCAAUAAUUUUUUUUCUACAUCUAUAGAUAAAAUGAGUUGAUUUCAUUUGUAGCAAAAUCACCAACCUAAAUAUAAAUAUAAGAAAAUGACAAAAAAAAAUAAAAUCUCAAUCAAUUGAAAUGACUUUCAGUUUCUUUUUUUUUUUUCUUCUAUAUAUAUGAAUAUUUGUAGGGGUUUACCAUUUGGAGCCACUUUUCUAAAAUGUUUAUUAUUUCUGUCUCAUAUAAUUAGAGCAAAGAACAAAAACUAGAACUCAUUAUUAUGAUCCAUUUAAUCUGAUGGUGGCUGUCAUUUGGUCAAUAUGGUUGGAGAGAAACAGGAGGAUUUUUAAUAAUAGCUUGGCAAGCACCAUCAACAUUUGGGAAGAGAUUUGCAACCUCACUAGGCUUUGUUCAUCAAAAAACAAUUUUUUCUCCAAUUACUUUCCAUCUGUCAUUGCAAUAAACAUAAGUGCUUUUAUUU